AUGGAUUCAAAUCAGAUGCUGAGUGUGCCCCUGUUCUGUGCACCCAUUGGUUCUCACUUCUUCUGUUUCUUGACUGUGAUCUUCGUGCCGUCGAGUCUUGCUGAAAAACGAGAGCGGGGGGGGGUCGCAAGCGUAGUGGUGUUUCCGGGGUGCCUGCAGCCUCUCAGCAUCUUCGAGCCGUGGGCCGAGCGGCUGGUCCACUUCGUCCUCAACAAGGUCCACAAGCAGCGCGUCUUCGCCCUUCUCUACACCCCCAGCGCCACCGACAUCCUCGCCGCCGAAGAAGCCGAGCAGAACCGCGUGGGUGUGUUGCUGCGCGUGGUCAACGCAUACUACCCCAACAACCCUGGCAGCAGGUUCAUCGUCUUGGUGAAGUCGCUGCACCGGGUGGAGAUCAAGAGCCGCUACGACCACCAGGCCCUCAAUUUCCCCAUGGCCAACGUCGUCCGCUACCUCGACCACGACGAGCUCGAAGCCUCGCAGGUGGCGCCCGAGCUCAUGCGCCAGCUGCCGGCCCUCGUCGACGAUAAAGAGGCCGAAGCCGAGGCCGAGCCCGAGGCCGACCCGGCUGCCGCAGCCUAG
Molecule: messenger RNA, 582 nt
Organism: Acanthamoeba castellanii str. Neff
Lineage: Eukaryota; Discosea; Longamoebia; Acanthamoebidae
Exons: 3
Coding region: 1-582 (193 amino acids)
Source: RefSeq, a predicted model, not a curated record